Gasterosteus aculeatus aculeatus (three-spined stickleback) is the source of this 677-nucleotide messenger RNA. The record is from RefSeq and is a predicted model, not a curated record. NCBI's taxonomy places the organism in Eukaryota, Metazoa, Chordata, Actinopteri, Perciformes, Gasterosteidae.
ACAUGUUUAGCGGCUAACAUGUUUAUCUUCCUCUAGAGAGCGGCAUACCUGCCCAGGUGGUGGCUGCCAUCGACGUCAACACGACGGCCAAUCAAAUCUACAGGCACAACUUCCCCGACACCACCCUCUGGAACAAGACCAUUGAGGGCAUAACUCUAGAUGACUUUGAUAAAUUACCCGUCGACAUGAUUGUGAUGAGCCCUCCAUGCCAGCCUUUCACCAGGGUCGGACUUCAGGGGGACAUCGCCGACUCCAGAACCAAGAGCUUCCUGCACAUCCUCCACCUCCUGCCCAGGCUGUGCCGGCGGCCCCGCUUCAUCCUGCUGGAGAAUGUGAAGGGCUUCGAGGUGUCCUCUGCCAGGCAGCGCCUGGUGGAGACACUCGUGGAAUGCGGCUACACUUUCCAGGAAACCAUGAUCUCACCCACAAGUGUCGGGAUCCCAAAUUCCAGGCUGCGCUAUUUCCUGACUGCUAAGUUGUCAACAGCUAACGAAAGCAGCCAGAGUUCAAAGGUGAGUCCUGGCAUCAUCUAAGGGAAUAAACCAGCUGACCCAACAGGGCUCUGAGGACACACAAAGACACUAAUGGUCGCUCUGCACCAUCUCCAACCCUGGAGAAGUUGGGCAGAAGCCACGUCCCCUCAGCCUGCGCGUCCCCUCGGCCUGCGCGUCCCCUCA